Neopsephotus bourkii (Bourke's parrot) is the source of this 4048-nucleotide messenger RNA. RefSeq names its product reversion inducing cysteine rich protein with kazal motifs (gene RECK). The coding region runs from base 96 to 3026 and encodes 976 amino acids. The record is from RefSeq and is a predicted model, not a curated record. Lineage: Eukaryota; Metazoa; Chordata; Aves; Psittaciformes; Psittacidae. Gene Ontology annotation, biological process: blood vessel maturation; sprouting angiogenesis; extracellular matrix organization. Gene Ontology annotation, molecular function: metalloendopeptidase inhibitor activity; protein binding. The transcript has 22 exons. Gene Ontology annotation, cellular component: plasma membrane.
CAGGGCCGGGAGCGGGCGCUGCCGGCGUCAGAGUCAGCCAGUCUGGCGGGCGGGGGUCGUGAGGCGGGGCCGCGCGGCGGGUUCGCGGCAGGGCCAUGGCGGUAACGGCCGCUCGGUGGCCCUGGGGCCUGCUCUGCCUGGCGGCGGCCCCCCUACUCUUCCCUGCAGUAGACGGCUUGUCUUGUUGUUACCAUGCAAAGGACAACUUAAUGUGCCGUGAUGUCUGUGAACAGAUUUUGUCUUCUAAAAGUGAUUCCCGUUUGAAGCACUUACUGCAGCGAGCACCUGAGUAUUGCCCAGAAUCAAUGGGAGAAGUGUGGGGUUGUAUAAAUUCUUCUUUGCCAGGAGUAUUGAAGAAGUCUGAUGGGUGGGUUGGUCUAGGUUGCUGUGAGCUAGCUAUUGCUGUGGAAUGUCGGCAAGCAUGUAAACAGGCUUCUGCAAAGAAUGAUGUUAUAAAGGUCUGCAGGAAGGAAUAUGAGGAAGUUGGCCAAUAUGGGUUGAAGGAGAACUGGAGAGGAAAGAAUGCUCUCUUUAGUUGUAUUAACAGAAAUGAAAUGGGGUCAGUCUGUUGCAGUUACGCAGGUCAUCAUACAAACUGUCGGGAAUAUUGUCAAGCAAUUUUUCGGACAGACUCUUCUCCCGGUCCCUCACAAAUUAAAGCAGUUGAAAAUUACUGUGCAUCUAUUAGCCCUCAGCUUAUACAUUGUGUGAACAACUAUACACAGUCAUACCCAAUGAGAAAUCCUACAGACAGUUUGUAUUGCUGUGAUAGAGCAGAAGACUAUACGUGUCAGACUGCUUGUAAAAGAAUUCUAAUGUCAAUGAAAACAGAGCUUGAAAUUGUUGAUGGACUUAUAGAAGGCUGUAAGACAAUGCCUCUCCCUCAGGAUCCUCUUUGGCAAUGUUUUCUUGAAAGUUCAAGAUCUGUUCACCCAGGAGUCACUGUGCACCCUCCACCUUCAACAGGCCUUGAUGGAGCUAAGCUCCAUUGCUGUUCUAAGGCAAAUUCUUCCACAUGUAGAGAGCUCUGCACUAAACUUUAUAGCACGAGCUGGGGCAAUUCACAGAGCUGGCAAGAAUUUGAUCGUUUUUGUGAGUAUAAUGCAGUUGAAGUUUCCAUGUUGACCUGUUUAGCAGAUGUACGAGAACCUUGUCAGCUGGGCUGUAGAAAUCUUACUUACUGCACUAAUUUUAAUAACAGACCAACAGAACUUUUUAGGAGCUGCAAUACUCAGUCAGACCAGGGAGCCAUGAAUGACAUGAAGCUAUGGGAAAAAGGGAGUAUUAAGAUGCCAUUUAUAAAUAUUCCUGUGCUUGAUAUUAAAAAAUGCCAACCAGAAAUGUGGAAGGCAAUCGCCUGCUCACUGCAGAUUAAACCUUGCCACAGCAAAUCCAGAGGGAGUAUUAUCUGCAAAUCAGAUUGUGUGGAAAUACUGAAGAAAUGUGGAGAUCAUAAUAAAUUCCCUGAAGGCCACUCAGCUGAAAGUAUUUGUGAGCUCUUAUCUCCAACAGAUGACCUGGAGAACUGUAUCCCAUUGGAUACAUACUUGAGCCCAAGUUCUUUAGGUAACAUUGUAGAAGACGUUACACAUCCAUGUAAUCCGAAUCCAUGUGCAGCUAAUCAGUUAUGUGAAGUAAAUAGAAAAGGAUGUCAGUCUGGAGAACUGUGUCUUCCGUACUUGUGUGUGCCAGGUUGCAAACUGGGAGAAGCCUCAGAUUUUAUAGUCCGUCAAGGUACACUUAUUCAGGUUCCAUCCUCAGCUGGUGAUGUUGGUUGUUACAAGAUUUGCACAUGUGGACACAGUGGGUUGCUAGAAAACUGCAUGGAAAUGCGUUGUGUUGACCUCCAAAAAUCAUGCAUUGUUGGAGGACAGAGAAAAAGCCAUGGAACGUCCUUUAAUAUAGAUUGUAAUGUCUGUUCAUGUUUUGCUGGAAACUUGAUAUGUUCUACACGUCAGUGUCUAACUGAGCAUAGUUCAGAAGAUGAACGUCGGAAGUUCACAGGUUUACCGUGUAACUGCGUAGAUCAGUUUGUACCAGUAUGUGGUCAGAAUGGACGCACAUAUCCAAGUGCAUGUAUAGCUCGUUGUGUUGGGCUCCAAGACAAUCAGUUUGAGUUUGGAUCGUGUAUUUCCAAGGAUCCUUGUAACCCUAACCCUUGUAAUAAAAAUCAGAGGUGCAUACCAAAGAAACAAGUUUGCCUGACUAGUUUUGGAAAGUUUGAAUGUAGCCAGCAUGAAUGUGUGCCAAGGCAGUUAAAUUGUGACCAGACACGGGAUCCUGUUUGUGACACAGACAAUGUGGAAUACAAUAACUUGUGUACUUUGUACCAAAAAGGAAAAACUUUAGCAUACCGAGGACCAUGCCAGCCGUUUUGCAAAUCAGUGGAACCUGUAUGUGGACAUAAUGGCGAAACGUACAGCAGUGUCUGUGCUGCCUAUUCUGACCGUGUGGCUGUUGACUAUUAUGGACACUGUCAGGCUGUAGGUGUUCUCUCAGACUACAGUUUUCAUACAGAGUGUGCCUUUGUUAAAUGUCCCCAGCUUUCUGCUACUGGCUGCAAGCCGGUUAUUGCACCAGGAGCCUGCUGUCCUCUCUGUGCUGGAAUGCUGAGAAUCUUAUAUGACAAAGACAAGCUGGAUACUUUUGCAAAGGUAACAAAUAAAAAGCCUAUAACAGUACUGGACAUACUUGAAAAAAUCCGCCUGCAUGUCUCAGUGCCACAGUGUGAUGUGUUUGGAUACUUAAGUAUAGAAUCUGAAAUUGUGAUUCUCAUCAUUCCUGUGGAUCAGAACCCCAAACCACUGCAGAUUGAAGCCUGCAAUAAAGAAGCAGAAAAGAUAGAGUCACUGAUAAAUUCAGACAGUCCCACAUUAGCAUCACAUGUGCCACUGUCAGCUCUAAUUGCAUCUCAAGUGCAAGUUUCGUUUAGCAUUUCUUCUCCUUCUGUUAAAGUGGUGCCAGUUCUGCAUUCCCUGUUCAUAAGCCUUUUAUUCACUUUGUCAGCAUUAAUAUAUUAUAUGUAACUGCUUAAUGCAUGAAUAUGGCAGUUCUUUUAUAUUGUGAAGGACUUUCAGAAUUGUUGGUCACUAAACCAGGAAACAAAAAUUGUAGAAGAUUUCAUGAACUAAUAUUUUUCAAUGAAGAACUAUUGUAUUUGGAAUACUAUUGAAAAGAUUAUUCUUUUAUUGGUUCCUAGUCAGAUGGCUGUUUCAGCACAACCAGAUUGUUUUCCAUUCAUCUUGGAAACAGAAAUACUUUGGAAGGUUCUGACAUUAUGGAUUUAUGAUUUGUGCAAGAAGGGAUCUUACAAGGGUUUUUCUGAGCAAUGAAGAAAACAGUGUUUUGAAUUUAUUGAAGAAUGUUAAUUCUAUAUUAUUUAGAUGCGUAACAGUGACAACAAAGAACAUGCACCUAUUUUAAUCAUCAUUUUUUGGAAGAAACAAGUUGCUGCUACUUACUUACCAAAAAUUUAAGAGUUUGUUCUCAUGUAAAUAUGCUUUCGUAUUUUAUAAUGAAGAAAACUAAUGAGCCGUGGGCCUAUUUCAGUAGACAUCUUUACCUGGACCGGUGAAGAUUUACAGGACAUUGGGCUCAAUGCUCGUAAAAUGACAAUCAAGCUCUAUACUAGUACCUGACUUCAGUGAAGAAGUAUGUUCUUUUUAUCGUUUUGUACAUUUCAGAAACUCAUAUUGGAUGCAAAAUUACAAAGAAUCUCAGUAUCUAUAUUUAAGUGCCAUUUAAAAUAUUGCAGUAUUUGCAUGUUAUCUAAUGAAAUUUAUACUUUAAAUGUUUAUACAAACAGUAUGUUUUAUUACUUACUGUAUUUUAUGCACCUGACUUUAGCCUACAUGAAGUAUUUUAUAUCAGUAUUAUGAUAGCCAACUUUUGAAGUGUAUACAGAAAAACUUAUUUUUACCAAAAUGCUGAACUUUGAAAGAAAGCACUGAAAACUUUUUGAACGUGUAUGUUGUUGUAGCAUGUUUGUAGCAGUUAUUUUCUGCUAAAUCUUAAAUGCGGAAGUAUUAAAGCUUUUUAUUUUAAUAAA